UAUCUUCUUUUAUCGGAACAGAAGUGUUAACUUAUCAAUUACAUUGUAUUCGCGAUGACGUCAUAUAUGAUAACCGGAAACGGUUAUCAACGUUUGGCAGGUGCGAGUAAGGACUAAUGUAACGAGAUAAGGUACCCAGGGUUCCAUUCGGGAAAGUGGAAUAGCAAAGUGAACUGUUAAUUAACGCAAAAUGGGCACCAUCAUGACUAGAAGGAUUUUAUUGUUUUGUUUAUUUUUUGUAAAAGCAGCUGCAUAUAGCGUCUGUCCCUUUCACGUGGAGUGCAUACCCGGAUGUCUAAAAUUAGAUGAACGCGGCUGUAAAUUGUGUGCCUGCGGUCCAAUGAUGUUUCACCCUGGGGCAGGUUACCAUGGUAUGCCAGGGGGAAUGAUGGGCGGGGCGAGAUUCACACCCGGAACACUAGGUGAAGGAAAUAUGUUCGGCGGUGUCCAGGGAGGAUCCCACAACAGCGGAGGGUAUCAUGCUGUGAAAGAAAAACCUUUAAAAGAAUGUACUGGCACGAUGUUAUGUAUUAUGACAUGCAAGGGACACUACUCUCUCAGUAAAGACGUUCAGAGUAACGGUUGUCGUUCUUGCACAUGCCCGAAAGAGCAAACGCACACACAAGUUCAAGUUGUAGUCGAAAAACCCCAACCGAAGCCGCAACCGAAACCCCAACCGAAACCCCAACAUAUCACGCAGACACAGGUGGUGUAUGUACAGAAACCAGCCACGCACACAGACUGUACGGGAACCAAGUUAUGCAUGAUGACGUGUAAAGGAAAAUACGUUCUUGGAGAACACGGAUCUGACGGUUGCCAAUCAUGCGCGUGCAUCCCAGAGCCAGAACCUGUAGUUAUACAACCGGUUGAGAAGAAGGAAUGUCACGAGACAGUCAUGUGUAUGUUGUCAUGUAAACACGGCUAUUCCCUCUCCCCCAAGUGUAACGAUGGCUGUCACGAUGAAUGUCAGAAAUGCACGUGCGUCGAGCCCACACCGAAGCCAGUUAUCGUACAGACGCACAAAGUGGAAUGCCCUAAAACUUUACAGUGUAUGUUACAAUGCAAGAACGGUUACCACCUCGGCUCGGCCGGUCACGACGGGUGUCCUACAUGCAGUUGUUUAGCACCUCAGCCAGUGGUACAAGUUGUAUAUGAAGUGAAGUGUUCGAACGCCUUGUCUUGUCCACGUGGAUGCUCGGUAGGAUAUAAAUGCGACAAAAAUGGCUGUCCGACCUGCGAAUGCAUCGCUCCACAAGUUGUCGGCGUGCUAACAGUACACGAGAUACACACCACACAGCAAGUCACGUGCAAGUCUGCUCUCACGUGCCCCAAAUCAUGCUCCCUUGGUUACAAAUGCGGGACAGACGGAUGUCCAACAUGCCAGUGCUUAGUUGAAGUACACACGGAUGGGUGCAAGGACGGGUGUGACACGCACACUUCAAACGGAAACUCCGUUACAUCAACGACCGGAAGUAAUGGAAAUAAUGGGCCUUUCAAUAAUGGAGGCACUGGAUCCGGUCCAUUUAACGUAGUAGGGGGUGGAAGUACGACAACCACUGGCGGAAGUGGGUACGGAAACGGUCCAUUCAACAUGGCGACGGGAGGUUCUAAUGUGGGAGGGUCAGGAACGGGUCAUUUUAGUCCUUCGACCGGGUCAGGAUCAAUUGUUCCAAGUGGUGGUAAUGUAGGUCCAUUUUCCAGUGCAUCAUCAGGCGGAAAUGGCAAUGGAGCAGGCCCAUUUUCUGGUACAACUGCAGGCGGAAAUGGCAAUGGCGCAAGGCGUGGUAAUGGCAAUGGAGCAAGCCCAUUUUCUGGGACAUCCACAGGCGGAAAUGGCAAUGGCGCAGGUCCAUUUUCUGGUGCAACCGCAAGUGGAAAUGGCAAUGGUAAUGGGGCAGGCUCAUUUUCUGGUGCAGCAACAGGCGGUAACGGCAAUGGAGAAGGUCCAUUUUCUGGUGCAACCGCAAGUGGAAAUGGUAAUGGGGCGAGUCCAUUUUCUAGUGCAGCCACAGGUGGAAAUGGAAAUGGAGCUGGUCCAUCGUUUGGGUCACCAACAGGAGGAAGCGGAAAUCUUAACCAAAUAAAUGGGGGUGGCGCAGGCUUGGUCACACAAUCUGGUAACUUUAAUGGUAUAGGUCAAGGGUCAGUAAUUGGAGGUGGUGGCAAUGGACCUGUUACCGGUUCAAGUGGCGGUACUAGUCCAUUUGCUGGGACAGCGACAGGAAAUGGCGGGCUAGGAUUAGGUAAUAGACCAACUAACGGUGGAUCAGGACCAUUUGCUAACGGUUUAGGGAGUAAUUGGCAAGCUGGCUCGGGUAAUGGAAAAGGAUGGGCAUCUGGCGGAACAUCUGGUCCAUUUGCAAACGGUCAAGGGAGCGGUUCGACAACAGGUCAAUUCCAUAACAUGAAUGGUUCUGGAUACGGAUUUAAGCCAUCUAACGGUAUGGGUGGUUCAACCAUGGGCUUUGGUUCUGGAGGAAAUUCACAAACCGGUACGAGCUCCGGAUCUAACGUAGUUCAAGGUAAUAAUAACGGAAUUCAUUCAGGAAGCGGAAGUAUCACACAAACUGGCGCUAAUUUAGGAUCUGGAUUGGCAACAACCAAUCAAAUGGGUACAGCUCCUGGUACUGGCGGGAAUGGUCCAUUCAGUAUGACACCAAGUACAGGAGGCCCAAAUAAUAGUAGUGGUCUACCGAUGAGCCCGUUUUCAGCUGCAGCCGGAGGAAAUGCCAACGGUGGUCCCUUUUCCGGAGCAAUUUCUGGAAAUGGAGGAACAAACGGAGGUGGAAAGGGGCCGUUUGCAAGUGGUUUAACUGGUGGAAAUCUUGGCUUCGGAGGAAAUUUUAAUAUUAGUAAUACUGGAAGUAAUACUAACGGAGCAGGAGCUGGACAUUUAACUGAUGGUUCUGGUGGUAAUAUUGAACAGACUAUCGGUGGAUACGGUACAGGGCCUUUUGUUGUGAAUGGCAACGAAAUGACAGGUUUUGGUACGACAUCCGGUACUGGGCCGUUUAACGCAAUGACGAAUGGUCCAUUUUCUUCGGCUGGUAACGGUCAACCAUCUACUGGAACAAGCAAUCAAACAAGUGGACAGUCAAACACUGAUCUUCUAAAAAUUAUUAAAGACUGUCCAGAAGUUAUUAAAUGUAUGCAGUCAUGUACAAAUGGAUACAACCUUGACACGCUUGCUUCUCGGGGAUGUCCUUUAUGCACAUGCGCAGACAAUUCCGGAAGCGGCCCUGGAAACGGAAAUAUCAUUCAAGAAAUGGCUGAUGCCCCAACCGGAUGCUCAAAACAUUUUAGAUGCACCUCUUGUGGAACGGGCAAACACCAAGGUUUUGCUAGUGACAAGAAAGGAUGUCCCAUUUGCAAAUGUGUCGGGCAGCAAAAUGGAACGCAGCAUGACAAAGGAGGUCGAGUAUUAGACAUAACAGUUAACUGUGAAGGGGACUUCACGUGUCCAAAAAGUUGUCGCAGUGGUUACCAGCAAGGAAAAGAUGGCUGCCCGACAUGUGACUGUAUUUCCGUGACAAACGUGAAGCCAGUGGUUUUAAAACCAACUCCAGCUCCAGUGGCUCCAGCUGUAAGUACAAUGGUCAGUAAAUGUCCGGCAACAAUCCAGUGUAUGUCUACAUGCGAACAUGGCUACACCCUCGGUACCGAGGGACGGGAUGGCUGCCCAAGCUGUGCCUGUAUUAACCCUAAAACAAGUGAAUGCCAUGACGUCUGCGCACACAAGCCCGCUGUUACUGUUCACUCCUGCGACGCUGCCCUUCAAUGUAUGGCGUCGUGUACAGACGGAUAUGUUCUUGGAGAAACCGGAAGUGACGGAUGUCCCAGGUGCACGUGCAAGCAAGUUCAAUGUCAUACCGGAUGUGAGGAAACACACCAUCAGGUAAUACAGUUGGUACAGACGGAACAUAAAUGCACUGAAAAUUGUGGACAAACAAGUGGUCAAGUCAUUCAUCUGGUUUCCGGUGGAUCACUGACGUCAUCAGGCGGUUCUAUUUCCGGUGGCGGAAGCGGAACAAGCGGUGGAGGUACAAUAGGUGGCGGAGGAACUAUGACUUCCGGCGGAAGUGGUGGUUCUAUGAUGUCGGGAGGUGGUGGAAUGACGGGAGGAGGUGGACAGUGUCCGGCAUUGCCUCCUAAUUGUCAUCCAUAUUGUAUAAAGUAUGACGUGGCUCAUUGUAGACGAUGUGAAUGUGACAACAAUGCAUCCGGAUCAUAUGGCGGGUAA
This is a messenger RNA of Ruditapes philippinarum (Manila clam), 4240 nucleotides long. RefSeq lists its product as uncharacterized. The record is from RefSeq and is a predicted model, not a curated record. Gene Ontology annotation, molecular function: serine-type endopeptidase inhibitor activity. Lineage: Eukaryota; Metazoa; Mollusca; Bivalvia; Venerida; Veneridae.